AUGGGCAGCGUUGAUGAGCCCAGCUUCAGCCAGAUGAAAAAAAACCUGGACUAUGAUGUCCUCGUCAUCGGUGCAGGUUUGUCUGGAAUGUACACCCUGCAUCGCAUGCACAAGCUAGGUCUUCGGACGAAAGUCCUCGAGGCUGGCGGCGACGUUGGUGGAACAUGGUACUGGAAUCGCUAUCCCGGCGCACGAUUCGACUCCGAAAGCUAUUCAUACAAUUUUUCCUUCUCACAAGAGAUCCUCGACGAAUGGAACUGGUCUGAGCAUUUUGCAUCCCAGCCGGAAACACUACGAUACUGCGAAUUUGUAUGCAAGAAGCUCGAUCUUCGCCGAGACAUGCAGUUUAACACGCGGGUUAAAUCAGCGCACUUCCAAGACUCCACCAAUACCUGGCUGCUAACAGAUGAGCAAGGGCGCCAGUAUACGUCUCGCUUUUUGGUGACUUGUAUCGGAAUAUUGAACAAGCACACCAUGCCGAAUAUCCCCGGAGUGCACGAUUUUCAAGGCGAAGCAUACCACACGGCUCGUUGGCCUCUCGAGCCUGUCAGCUUUGAGAACAAGCGCGUUGCACUUGUUGGAACCGGUGCCACUGGUAUCCAGGCAACACAGGAGAUUGCCAAGACAGUCGGACAACUCACGGUGUUUCAACGGACACCCAACUGGAGUCUACCUUUGCGUAAUGCACCGAUUAGCCCCGAAGAGAUGGACGAGAUCCGGACACGCUAUCCCGAAAUCUUUCGAAAAUGCGCCGAGACAUACUCUUGCUUCAUGCAUGUCUCAGACACUCGCGAUACGCUCCAAGUCGAUCCCGAAGAAAGAGAAGCCUUCUGGGAAAACCUCUAUGAACAGCGAGGAUUUGCAAAGUGGCUGGGAAACUUUGGAAAUAUCAACACGAAUAAAGAGGCGAACGAUCUCUUCAGUGCAUUUGUCGCGAACAAAAUCCGGCAACGAGUUAAAGAUCCCUGGACGGCCGAGACACUGAUUCCAAAGUGCCAUGGAUUCGGCACAAAGCGUGUUCCUCUCGAAUCGGGAUACUUUGAAGCUUUUAAUCAGCCCAAUGUUCGACUGGUCGAUGUCAAGUCUAACCCGAUCGAGUGUAUUUCGGAGAAAGGUAUUCGCACCCGUGAUGAGGAAUUCGAAUUUGAUAUGAUCAUUUAUGCGACCGGAUUCGACGCCGUGACGGGCUCUUUCACCGCAAUUGAUUUCCAAGGCGUUGAGGGAGUCAAGUUGAAAGAUCGCUGGGCGGAGGGGCCUCGGACCUUCCUAGGAUUGUUCGUCGAAGGAUUCCCCAACAUGACAAUGGUGAUGGGGCCACAUCAGAUGUUUGGGAAUAUCCCCCGCAGCGUCGAGUAUGCUGUGGACUGGGUAUCACGCUUCAUCGAGUACUGCCGGAGCCACGGCAUUAAGUAUGCCGCGGCAACGCAUCAGGGUGUAAUGGACUGGACUGAUCAUGUUCACAACUGCGCGGUGGGCUUGUUGGCCAACGAGGUUGACUCCUGGAUGACGGGUGUCAAUAAGAAUCUGGCACACAAGCAGAAGAGGAUUAUUGCGAGAUAUCAGGGUCCGGCUCCUGGAUAUCGGAAGCGGGCGGAGGAUGUAGCGACGAGGAAUUAUGAGGAUUUGAUAUUAGCAUGA
Penicillium argentinense is the source of this 1638-nucleotide messenger RNA. RefSeq names its product flavin-containing monooxygenase. The coding region runs from base 1 to 1638 and encodes 545 amino acids. The record is from RefSeq and is a predicted model, not a curated record. Lineage: Eukaryota; Fungi; Ascomycota; Eurotiomycetes; Eurotiales; Aspergillaceae. The transcript has a single exon. Gene Ontology annotation, molecular function: flavin adenine dinucleotide binding; NADP binding; N,N-dimethylaniline monooxygenase activity.